Struthio camelus australis is the source of this 421-nucleotide messenger RNA. RefSeq names its product NADH:ubiquinone oxidoreductase subunit A6 (gene NDUFA6). Lineage: Eukaryota; Metazoa; Chordata; Aves; Struthioniformes; Struthionidae. The record is from RefSeq and is a predicted model, not a curated record. Gene Ontology annotation, biological process: response to oxidative stress.
AUGAACAGAGUCACGGCGGUGAAGCCGAUCUUUAGCCGGGACUUGGGCGAGGCGAAGCGACGCGUGAGGGAGCUGUAUCGAGCCUGGUACCGCGAGGUGCCCAACACCGUACACUUAUACCAGCUGGACAUCACAGUGAAACAGGGACGUAAUAAGGUGCGGGAGAUGUUCCUGAAGAAUGCUCACGUUACAGACCCUCGGGUGAUUGACAUGCUGGUUAUUAAGGGAAAAAUGGAACUUCAAGAAACUAUUAAUGUAUGGAAGCAGAGGACUCAUGUCAUGAGGUAUUUCCAUGAGACUGAAACCCCACGACCUAAAGACUUUCUGUCCAAAUUCUAUGCAGGCCACGAUCCUUGAGACAAAACUGAAUGUGUCUUGCUGCCUUGUAUUACAAAUAAAGAUCUAUAUAGUAGAAAGGAAA